CGUUGUAUUUCCGGAAAAAAUCUCGAGGUCAGAACAUUAUGGCCAACUUUGGACUCUUUGUAAACUUUAUUGCCAUCGCAAUGCUAGCACUGGCGAUCGCGCCUCCUGAUGAUGGUUGUCCAGGUGGUUGCAGUACCUGGACAAAACUUGGCAAAUAAAUACAUAUACAUAUGCGUUAAGUUUAUUGGUUGAAAUGUUUAAGCUUAUUUUACAAUAAACUGAAGAACUUUUGUAUGGUAUUAGAAAAGUA
This is a messenger RNA of Drosophila subpulchrella, 250 nucleotides long. RefSeq lists its product as uncharacterized. The coding region runs from base 39 to 158 and encodes 39 amino acids. The transcript is spliced from 2 exons. NCBI's taxonomy places the organism in Eukaryota, Metazoa, Arthropoda, Insecta, Diptera, Drosophilidae. The record is from RefSeq and is a predicted model, not a curated record.